UGGACCCUUGCUUGUCUCGCGGCGCACUUCACCGCCCGGGAAAGUGAGAGGGGGCAGGGGAGGGAGAGGAGCCAGGGGUCAAAUCUCCUCAUCCUUUCUGGCCAAGCAGCCAGGGCUGCCGGGGGAGUGAGGAGCGGGCAGGAGGCAUGGGGAGGCCGCCGUGCUGCGAGAAGACCGGGGUGAAGAAGGGCCCGUGGACGCCGGAGGAGGACCUCGUGCUCGUCUCCUACGUGCAGGACAACGGGCCCGGCAACUGGCGCGCCGUGCCCACCAACACCGGGCUGAUGCGCUGCAGCAAGAGCUGCCGGCUCCGGUGGACCAACUACCUCCGCCCCGGGAUCAAGCGCGGCAACUUCAGCGUCCAGGAGGAGAAGCUCAUCAUCCACCUCCAGGCGCUGCUCGGCAACCGUUGGGCGGCGAUUGCGUCGUACCUCCCGGAGCGCACGGACAACGACAUCAAGAACUACUGGAACACCCACCUGAAGAAGAAGCUCAGCAAGGCGGGCGCCGCCGAGGCGAAGAGCGGCAGGUCCGCCGCGGACAAGGGGCAGUGGGAGCGCCGCCUGCAGACGGACAUCCACACCGCGCGCCAGGCGCUCCGUGAUGCGCUGUCCCUGGACCCCAUGCUGCCGCCCGCCAAGACGGAGCCGCUGCCGCUGCCGCCGGCGCCGGCGCCGGCCAGCCAGGCGGCGUACGCGUCCAGCACCCAGAACAUCGCGCGCCUGCUGGAGGACUUUAUGCGCCCCCGCGCUGGCAGCGGCAGCGGCGGCAAGGCGUCGUCCGGGUCCAGGUCGUCCGCGUCGGCGGUCUCCGGCGGCGAGGGCGCGGCGUCGGCGAGCCACAGCGGCAGCGGCACGACGCGGACGCCGGAGGGGUCCACCGGGACGAGCAAGGCGGAGGACGCGGGCCCGGCGCCGCCGUUCUCGAUGCUGGAGAGCUGGCUGCUCGACGACGGCAUGGGGCACGGCGACGCGGGGCUCAUGGGCGUGCCGCUGUCCGACCCGUGCCAGUUCUUUUAGCACCAAAAAAAGGAGAGAGAACAUAAUAAAAGUGACUAGGCUGGAUGAAGAAAGAAAGAAGCCAGGAACUCGAAUCCCUGGUAAUCUAGAUCAACGCAACGCAAAUAACGCUGGUGUUGAUCUAGUUUACCUGGCUAAUCCAGUUCCUUGCUUCUUUUUUUUAGGUUUUUGGUCUUAGGGUUUGGAACUGAUCAUGUUUAUGUAACUAUGCAGUAAGUCUGUACUGAUCCAUGGGUAACCAGCGGGAUUAAUGGUGAUGUAGUAGUAGUCAUCAGUGAUGAUGUGCAUGACAAAAUAAAGAAUUGUACAUCUAUAAGGAUAACAUAUAAUCCCUAUAGAACUUAAGUUUCCUUGUGUUGUUCUUAGUUUGUGUUGAUUUAUCCAAUUAUUGGAGAGGACAUACGUAAAACAAAAUGCGUAGUUGUUGCA
Messenger RNA from Setaria italica (foxtail millet), 1448 nucleotides. Its product is annotated as myb-related protein 306. Lineage: Eukaryota; Viridiplantae; Streptophyta; Magnoliopsida; Poales; Poaceae. Gene Ontology annotation, biological process: response to auxin. Bases 147 to 1019 code for a protein of 290 amino acids. The record is from RefSeq and is a predicted model, not a curated record. The transcript has 3 exons.